AUCAUUAAAAUCCUCUUUACAAUUGUAACAAGACAGAUUCUCAAUAUGGCAUGUUUAAUUUCAAUAGAAUGAAUCACUAGGCUAUAAAUUAAGGAUAAAGUUAAAAUAGUGAAUAUAUAUAUAGACAUUUUUAUAUACUCCAAAAGUCUGAUCAUCAUUUUGCGUGAAGACAAGGGAUUCCCCCACACUUCCUUUUUUGCAGCAAUAUAAACCCAGAGACAACAUCAUUCAGUUUCAGUAGACACCAGCCGACCACAGCCAACACAGACUCAAGAUGCCUUUCAAGCCACACUACCUGUUGGUCUCCCUGACUCUCUGCUGGUUCGUGGCUCUUCAAGCAUUCCCCAUGAACGGCUGUGCUGUAUGUCAGAAGUGUCGCUGCAUCCGAACGUCCUCUGCUUUCAUCUCUCCUAGGCUGUUCCACAGGAUAGAGAUCCUACCUCCAGGUGCCCACUGUCGUCAAACAGAGAUCAUCAUUACCAAGAAGGACAAAGCCACCGUCUGUGUGACUCCAGAUGCACGAUGGAUCAACAAAGUCAUUACCAAGUUACAAAGUAGCAACAAGAAGAAGAGAAGUGCAGAACUUCCCCAUCUCAACCACCAUUGAGUGAAUUGGAACAGGAAUGUAUCAAGUUGGAGCUAAAUGGAAAUGUGACACCAAUGUGAUACCAAUGUAAUACCAAUGUAAUACCAAUGUAAUACCAAUGUAAUACCAAUGUGAUACCAAUGUAAUACCAAUGUAAUACCAAUGUAAUACCAAUGUGAUACCAAUGUAAUACCAAUGUAAUACCAAUGUAAUACCAAUGUAAUACCAAUGUGAUACCAAUGUAAUACCAAUGUAAUACCAAUGUGAUACCAAUGUAACACCAAUGUGAUACCAAUGUAAUACCAAUGUGAUACCAAUGUAAUACCAAUAUAAUACCAAUGUGAUACCAAUGUAAUACCAAUGUGAUACCAAUGUGAUACCAAUGGAUUCUAUUCAAAUAUGAUUCCAAUACCAAGUGAAUUAUUUGAUGUUAAAUGAUCUCAGUAUGUAUUGUUAGGUUGUUAUUGUUCAGAGUAAAUAACCCACGGACACUAGA
Molecule: messenger RNA, 1082 nt
Organism: Salmo salar (Atlantic salmon)
Lineage: Eukaryota; Metazoa; Chordata; Actinopteri; Salmoniformes; Salmonidae
Source: RefSeq, a predicted model, not a curated record